AUGUCAGCUACUUCCAAGACCACGAUUCCUGCCAAGAAGCCCACGAUCUCCCAUGAUGACCUUCUUGGAAUGUCAGCUUCGGAGAUCCGCCUUCUUCUCCUAGCUUCGGUUGUUCAAGACAAAGAUGCCAAGCCUGAUGCCGAACAGAUUGCCCUGAUAUGCGGUCUCACCAAGGGCAGUGUUAAGGUUUUGAUUCCCAAAGCCAAGAAGAAGCUCCUGGCCAAUAUCGAAGACGGCCUUAUUCCAUCUAAGUCUCCGGCCACGAAGCCUGUCGCCGCCAAACCCGCCAAGCCUGCCAAGGCUACCCCAACUAAGGCUCCUGCUGCCAAACGCCCCCGAAAGCGCAAGGCCGAGCCCGAGCUUGGGAGUGACGAUGAAUCCGAGUUCGAGGCCCUAGUCCGAGCCGAAUCUUCUGAGCCUGAGCAAGGACAGCAGCAGGACGUCCUGGGGUCUAUUCCAGAUGACUUUUAG
Molecule: messenger RNA, 471 nt
Organism: Penicillium longicatenatum
Lineage: Eukaryota; Fungi; Ascomycota; Eurotiomycetes; Eurotiales; Aspergillaceae
Product: putative histone h1.3.
Exons: 2
Coding region: 1-471 (156 amino acids)
Source: RefSeq, a predicted model, not a curated record